Molecule: messenger RNA, 1413 nt
Organism: Pocillopora meandrina
Lineage: Eukaryota; Metazoa; Cnidaria; Anthozoa; Scleractinia; Pocilloporidae
Source: the annotation of a GenBank genome assembly
GAAAUUGCAGCGAUGAAGCUUGUUGCAAUUAUUUUCCUGGUGUAUUUCUCCAUUUCCGCAGAUGCUGGAAAGGGAGGAAGCAAAUUCUGCAAGAGUGCAGAUAUGAAGUUGGAUGAGCUCAAGGACAUGAUAGAAGACAAGGAGUGUCCGAGUCCAGGUGAUGAAAAUUCAGUUUUCAAGUAUUUUGGUUGCGUAUUUGUUUGUUGCAGAAAUUUUCAGUUUUUAUGUUCCUUGCUGAUGUAUGUAAUAACCACGGUUUAACCAAAAUUUAUGAGUUUCUGUUUUUGGUUCCCUUCUAGUUGUACCUCCUGAACCGCUUAUGUCUUGCAAGGAGAUUUAUGAUGCGACCGGGUAAGUAGGCUCAAUUUUUCGUGUGAAAUUAUGGCGAAUUUCAAUUUUAUAAAGUUUAAAAAAACGGUACUCCUGCAUUUUGACACAGUCCCUACAAAAAGAACACUUUGUUUUAAGGUCAAAAGAGAACAAGGCAUACAUGGUCGAUUUGAACGGCUGUAGGAAGCUUCCUGUUUACUGCAACAUGGAUGGCGCAGGUCUUGGUGAUUGUGGAGGCGGAGGGUGGACACUCGUCAUGAAGAUUAAUGGUGCAAAGGUAUCCACAAAGUUGAUAUUGCUCGUUGGGUUAACCUCAUACAUAGUUCGGCUGUCUUCUCAUGAGUAUGGUUAAAUCAGAAAAAUUGCAGUUGCAUUUAAAUGAGAAAUAGUUUUGUAGUAUAGAAGGCUGCAAUUACAUCAAAAUCAGGAUAAGAGCACAACCGUUUUUAUGAAAAAUCUCAACUUCAUUAUUUUCUUUUGUAGCAAACGUUUAAAUACGAUUCAUCGUUUUGGACGAACAGGAGAGAAUACGGCCUCCCUGAAGGGGAGUCUGGCUUGGAUGACCAAGAGACCAAGCUACCAACCUACUGGAACACACCCUUCACCAAGAUCUGUCUCGGUAUGAAGGUUGGUGAGGUCACCAAGUUCUUUGUUUUGAACCAAAAGGCAAGCUCGCUGUACGCCCUGAUUGCAGAUGGCAAUUAUCGCAAAACCUCUUUGGGUCGGGACGAAUGGAAGAAGUUGAUCACUGGUGCUUCCUUACAAAACAACUGCCAAAAGGAGGGUUUCAACGUCCUGAGUGUUAACGCCGGUGCUUCUCGGGCACGAAUUGGAAUCGUGGGUAACAAUGAAAACGCUUGCACGUCCAGUGAUUCCCGAAUCGGGUUUGGUACCGCUGGAUACCCAGACAAUACCAACUCGUGUGGUAACGUGGCCAAGCACGGUGGAGAUAAUGGCGACAAAUUCAUCAAAGCCAUGGGAUACAUCUUCGUUCAGUAGGGCCUAAGCUAUUGGCUGCUGAGCAUAGUUAGUAGGAGCACAUACACACUAAAGGGUUUCAUUGCCGAAAAAAGUAAUAAAAUG